Pseudopodoces humilis (Tibetan ground-tit) is the source of this 1261-nucleotide messenger RNA. RefSeq names its product aurora kinase A interacting protein 1 (gene AURKAIP1). NCBI's taxonomy places the organism in Eukaryota, Metazoa, Chordata, Aves, Passeriformes, Paridae. The record is from RefSeq and is a predicted model, not a curated record. Gene Ontology annotation, cellular component: mitochondrion.
AGGGGAGGGGGAGAGCGGCGGCCCGGGGGCUCCGUGCGGGCCCUGCCCGGGCGGGCAGUGCCGGGAGGGCUGAGGUCAUUGCUGGCUCUGCCAGUGAACAAAGUGAAGCAAAAUGUUAAUAUCACGGCUGAGUUCACAGUUACUGAAGGCUUCGAGAAUUGCAGGCCACCUCUUGCCCAGGUCAGUGUCCUCCUUCCUCUGCUGCCGCUCUCCGUCCGCACGCUACAGCACCCAGCCCCCUAAUACAAGUGGGGCACAGCCCCACCAGUGGCACAUGCUGGACCCUGAGCUGGAGGAGAUCCUGAUUCCUAGGAAACUCUCCAUCAGCCCCUUGGAGAGCUGGCUGACAGUGAGGUACUCCCUCCCCAAAGUUGAGGGGGCUCAGGAAGAAGUGAGCCACGAAAGCCCACAGCCUUCCGAGUGUCCCCCUCCUGCUGGGACUGGGUAUGUUGGCGAAGGAGAGGGAGCCCUGGGUGACAAAGUGCAGUGCAGAAAUGUCCUGAAGAUCCGCAGGAGGAAAAUGAACAGGCACAAGUACAAGAAGCUGCUCAAGAGGAGGAAGUUCAUCCGCAGGAGGAUAAAGGAGGGGCGCAAGAAGAAGCGUCAGAUAAAAUUUGAGAAAGAUUUGGAGCGCAUCUGGAAAAAAGCUGGCUUGAAAAGUACUCCUGCAGGGUGGCAAACCCCCAAGAUCUACCUGAGGAGUUCCAGGCGUUAAAAAAAACCCACCUGUCAUAAAUUUUAACCUGCAGUUGUAAUUAAAAAAAAUAUUUAAGUAUGUUGAUGACAUUUAAUCUUUUUCUGAUUGUGAUGAAAAUAGUAGGAAGGAGUUUUCCAAGGACAGACUGGCAGCUUUUCCUCCCCAAAGCGCUUUUCUAGUGGUUUGGCACUGCUGUCCUGUGAUCAUUGAUGAAUUUCUGAAGUCCGUCUUUGAGAUGAGACUGAACCUAAGAAAAAUCAGAUGUGGGAGAUGGGAUCAGUGAAAGAAUUCCUGUUGUUUAUAUGGCACAAACCUUUGGAAAAGUUCUUUUCUAAACUUCAUUCUUUCACAGCCUUACUGCAGAAAGGUUGGGGUUUUCCUAAGAGUUGUGGUGGGAUGGGAAUUGGAUCCAAAUUCUAUGGAAUUUAUCUGCAAGAGCUUUUGUUGUCUCAUCUGGAGUCUUGGUGUGCAGGUGCCUUGGGCAUUGUGUGAGCAUCCUUAAAAGGCACAUUUAUUUUUGUGUUCUAUUUUGUGCUAAUAAAAAGUGGUUAUUUUUGUCUUUGA